This is a messenger RNA of Juglans microcarpa x Juglans regia, 714 nucleotides long. RefSeq lists its product as uncharacterized. NCBI's taxonomy places the organism in Eukaryota, Viridiplantae, Streptophyta, Magnoliopsida, Fagales, Juglandaceae. The record is from RefSeq and is a predicted model, not a curated record. The transcript has 2 exons. The coding region runs from base 1 to 714 and encodes 237 amino acids.
AUGAAGGAGAGAAGGGAGAAAGGGCUCUAUUACUACCGUGAUGCUAAAUGGGGCCCUGGACACAAAUGCCAAAACCUUAAACUAUACCUUUUGGAAGAAGUUCUGGUAGAAAAUGAGGGCAGGGAGGUAGUGACUGAAGAAAGGGAAGAGGAGUGUGCAGUGGAAGUGUUAGAGUUAGACAACCAAACAGAAAAUCCAGAAAUAUCCUUGCAUGCACUCACUGGAUCCCACAACCCAAAAAUAAUGAGGCUCAAAGGCAUAUUAGGGAACCAGUGGCUGACUAUUUUGGUUGACACUGGCUCCACCCAUAAUUUUUUGCACCCUGUGGUGGAAAGGGGAAGGUUAACUGUUGAUUGCAGUGAAAAAGUUAAGGAUGAAAUUGAACUCAUAGUGCAGGAGUUGUUGAAAUUCGGGGUUAUCCAACCUAGUCAAAGUCUAUAUUCUUCACCUGUCUUGCUAGUGAGAAAGGCAGAUGGAUCUUGGAAGCUUUGUGUUCACUACAGUGGCUUAAAUGGUGUGACUGCUAAGAACAAGUUUCCAAUACCAGUGGUAGAGGAACUUAUGAAUGAAUUGCAUGAUGCUGUGAUUUUUUCUAAGCUAUGUCUUCGAUUUGGAUACCACCAGAUCAGAGUUAAGCCAUUUGAUGUGCCUAAGACAUCAUUUAGGACACGAAGAAAUUACAAAAUUUCUAGUAUUGCCUUUCGGCUUAACUAA